Messenger RNA from Paramecium tetraurelia, 642 nucleotides. RefSeq lists its product as uncharacterized. Lineage: Eukaryota; Ciliophora; Oligohymenophorea; Peniculida; Parameciidae. The record is from RefSeq and is a predicted model, not a curated record. The transcript is spliced from 2 exons.
AUGAGAUUAGUUGUUUGCAUUUUACUCCUUUGUUCAACAGUUAUUGCUAUUCCAAAAAAGUAAAUAUAACUUAGAACAAAAUCCAAUUAACCAAUUAAUGCAUAAGAAAUUAAAUUAAGUGAUGUAGAUUUAGCCCUUUAUCAAACUGAUGUUCAAUAGGAUGGGCAGAAAAACCAUCUGAAAUCAGAAAUAACAAAUUGGGCUGCAGCUAAAAGCACUCUAAUUGAGCAACUCUCAUCCUUUUAUAAUUACUUCGAAAUAUUUUUGUCAAAAUAACAAUAGAUUGGAAUUUUUUUGGUGUGCUUUAUUUGUUUUGCCUUUUACUUGAUGGUUAAGUCUGAAGAUAGAAACAUUAAGAAUAGGAAGCAAAACCCAAAGAGGAUGGUGCAAAAAUAUUAGGAACAGAAUGUAGUAAUAUUAACAGAUUCAAUCAUCGGGAAAGAGCAAUCCCCUCUCCCAUUGGUGUCGACUAUCAUAGGAUCCAUAAUUUAUGAAGAACGAGUGAAUAAGUCAGCUGAUGAUUUGAAAAAGCAGGAGUCAUCCCAUCCUUUAAAGAGAUCGAAUUCAUAGCCAUUUAUUAAACCACAGCAUCCAGAUUAUUCUGCUGAAGAAAUACACAAUUUAUUGAAGGAUAUCAAUUGA